AGCCCCCGUCUCCCCGCCGGUCUAUAAAAAGGCUCCACACACGCUCCCCAGCCAGCAAACCCCAGCAGUCGCAGCAGUUCAGCAGCAAGCGCCCGCUCUCGAGGAGGAUGGACAGGCUCAGCAUCGCGCUCAUCCUCACCCUGGCGGCAGCAUCCACCAGCGCUUCUGAGCAGACCAAGUGUGUCCUGACAGGAUUUUGGAUCAAUGAGCUGGGCUCCAACAUGACCAUCAAUUCCGUGAACAGCCAAGGCGAGUUCUCUGGGUUGUACCACACGGCCGUGACAGCCACCAAGAACGAAAUCAAGAUUUCGCCGCUGCAGGGAUCCCAGCACCACAAGAACAAGCCGAACCAGCCCACCUUCGGUUUCACCGUCAACUGGAGUUUUUCAGACUCUACCACUGUCUUCACGGGCCAGUGCUUCGUGGAUGAGGAUGGAAAGGAAAUUCUGAGGACCACAUGGCUCCUGAGACAGGAGGUCGAUGACCUCAAGGACGACUGGAAAGCCACCAGUAUCGGCAGCAACGUGUUCACCCGGUUCCUGUGAUAGCACACGCAACCAUCACAGAGGAGUUGGCUGUGUCCUAUGUUCUCGUGUGGCCCCUGUUUCGAAGACCCCUGCCCACCCCAUCCAUCCUCCCGGCUCUGCGUCUCCCAGGUGGCUGCUGGAGGGUUGCCAAGCUGCUCCUCUCCCAUGACCCUGCAGAACUGCUCCACACACAAUAAAGCUCCAGGACUGCCAA
Dromaius novaehollandiae (emu) is the source of this 741-nucleotide messenger RNA. Its product is annotated as avidin-like. Gene Ontology annotation, molecular function: biotin binding. Bases 108 to 545 code for a protein of 145 amino acids. The transcript is spliced from 4 exons. The record is from RefSeq and is a predicted model, not a curated record. NCBI's taxonomy places the organism in Eukaryota, Metazoa, Chordata, Aves, Casuariiformes, Dromaiidae.